UAUCUCUCUCUCUCCAGUCUCCCAAUACUGAUGGUUUAACACAGACUACACUGUAGUUUACAUCAAAAACACAAUCAGUGUAUAUUUGUAACCGGUUGGCGCGCCGAAAGCUACGGGUAGAUGGCUAGACGCUCACGAACAUCAACAGUGGGUCGUGUGUGUGAGGUAGAGAGAGUGGGAGACAGACAGACAGAAAGAACGUGAUAGACAUCAAGAGACCGUUUGUAAUCAAUACAAACAGAAGAAACAUUGAGAUUCUCCAACAAAGAUAUUGGCAAACUAUUUUUACGUUUUGCAUUCUAAGUGCGAGAGACGAUCAAGAACCCUUCGUGGGACUGCAAUUGAACAGUGAGAAGGCACAGAUUAUAAAAAUUGAAACAAUAAUUACGCUUUGCGAGAAGAAGCUGAUCAUUGUAGUGGAUUGGAUUGGGGUCAAUCAAUUUGUAGCUCAACGUCAAGAUAAUAGAAAGAGUUACCAUGGAAACUGUUCUGUUCUUCCUCUUUUCACUCCUGGUGUAUGUGGCUGUGCCUGUAUUUUCAGAUGGUGAAAAGGAGAAGAAAGAGGUGGACCCAUUUGUCUAUGACUAUCAUAGCCUGCGGAUCUGUGGACUGGUCUUUGGUGUGGUACUCUUCGCCCUGGGCAUCCUCCUCAUCCUCAGUAAGUCUUCAUACUUCAGCCGAAAAUGUCGCUGCUGUCCCAAUCAGGAGAAGAAGCUCAAGGCCCCUGGAGACGAAGAGGCUACGGCAGAGACCCUGAUCGUGUCCAAAGCUAAGGAGCCAGAGCCAGAGCCUGAAGCUAAGGCUGAGAACUGAGUCAGCCCAACCAGACUGCCUCCCCACCUGACUGACGAUCAACCAUAUCUGCCACUGAACAACCAGUGGUGGAAAAAGUACCCAAUUGUCAUAUUUGAGUAAAAGUAAAGAUUCCUUAAUAGUGAAAGUCGCCCAGUAAAAUACUACUUGAGUAAAAGUCCAAAAGUAUUUGAUUUUAGAUAUACUUAAGUAUCAAAAGUAAAUGUAAUCUCAAAAAUAUAUCAAAGUAUAAAUCAUUUCAAAUUCCUUAUAUUAGGCAAACCAGGAUGGUCAUGGGCACACUUCAACACUCAGACAUCAUUUACAAACAAAGCAUUUGUGUUUAGUGAGACCGCCAGAUCAGAGGCAGUAGGGAUGACCAGGGAUGUUCUCUUAAAAUGUGUGAAUUGGACAAUUGUACUGUUCUGUUAAGCAUUCAAAAUGUAACGAGUACUUUUGGUUGUCAGGGAAAAUGUAUGGAGUAAAAAGUACAUUAUUUUCUUUAGCUGUAAAUGUAAAAGUUGUCAAAAAUAUAAAUAGUAAAGUACUUAAGUGGUACUUUAAAGUAUUUUUACUUAAAUACUUUACACCACUGUGAACCACUACCUAAGGACCAACACAAUAAUGAUGAUGACGAUGGCAACAAAGAUGAUGACGCUGACAAAGAUGAUGCAGAAGAAUUAUGAAGAAUGAAGACGAUGUAACAGGAAUACUGUGCAACCACAGGACAAGGGAUAGGAGGGUGUAGAGGUGGGUGGGGGGGAUAAUGCAGAUGUAAAUAAACCUUGAACCUAUUGUUCCGUGCUCUGUGCCCAUGUACGUGUCUCAGUGAUCUCGUGUGUACCUGUGCCUUUCUGCGACAGUCUGUCUCCAGUUUGUCGUCUUAGCCAGUGACACCUUUUUGCAGAUCGCCUUUACCACAGUUCUUAAUAAUUGGAGAUGUGUCAAGAAAUGUUGUUCGUGUUUGUGUUUAGCUUAUAUUCUGUAUUUCUAUCGUCUUUAGGUUCUAGACGUUACUGUUUGCUACAUUUUUUCAGAGUUGUUAUUAUCACUUUCACUCUUGUAACAAUUGUCCUUAAUGACGUUUAUCACGUGGUAGAUUAUAUACAAUAUAUACACUACCGUUCAAAAGUUUGGGGUCACUUAGAAAUGUCCUUGUUUUUUUUUAAAGAAAAGUGCAUUUUAUGUCCAGUAAAAUAACAUCAAAUUGAUCAGAAAUACAGUGUAGACAUUGUUAAUGUUGUUAAUGAAUACUGUUGCUGGAAACUGCAUUUUUUUUAUGAAUAUCUACAUAGGAGUGCAGAGGCCCAUUAUCAGCAACCAUCACUCCUGUGUUCCAAUGGCACGUUGUGUUAGCUAUUCCAAGUUAAGCAUUUUAAAAGGCUAAUUGAUCGUUAGAAAACCCUUUUGCAAUGAUGUUAGCACAGCUGAAAACUGUUGAUCUGAUUAAAGAAGCAAUAAAACUGGCCUUCUUCUUUGAGCCUGUAAUCGAACCCACAAAUGCUGAUUCUCCAGAUACUCAACUAGUUUAAAGAAGACCAGUCUGAGCUUUUAGCAGUUUUCAGCUGUGCUCACAUAAUUGCAAAAUGGGUUUAUAAUGAUCAAUUAGCCUUUUAAAAUGAUAAACUUGGAUUAGCUAACACUAUGUGCCAUUGGAACACAGGAGUGAUGGUUGCUGAAAAUGGGCUCUGCACUCCUAUGUAGAUAUUUCAUUAAAAAUCUGCCGUUUCCAGCUACAAUAGUCAUUUACAACAUUAACAUCUACACUGUAUUUCUGAUCAAUUUGAGGUUGUUUUAAUGGACAUUUUUUAUAUAUAUAUUUUUUUUUUAAACAAGGACAUUUCUAAGUGACCCAAAACCUUUGAACUGUAGUGUACAUUUCAUAUAUACCAGUAUAAAUACCCUAUACACAGUAUACAGUUCUAGCUAUAUAUAUUUCAAUAUAUGUGUGCAUGUGUGGGUACAUGAGUUUGGGUGGUUUGUAUGUGUGUCUGAGAGGUUGUGUGUAUUUGGCUGUGUUGCGUCUCACACACACGAGAAUGCAACUGCCACAGUUUGCUGACCAAGCACAAGAAUGCAUCAGAGUUAACUAGGGAGCUCCCCAACAGUAGUCACUGUAGUGAAGUGAGCUCCUACAUCAGCUGUAUCACUGCCUUGUCCUAGACAACCGUCCAAUCUAGUCUCCUGCUCUGUCAUUGGCCGAGCCGGGGCGAUUACCGCCCUCAGAGGCAAGCUACGAUUGGACGGUUCCCACACCCACACCAGUGCGGCAAAUCUGUGUCCUCUUAUUGUUUCGUUGAGAGGUUACGGUAGCCGGUCUCAACCCAUGGUGUCUCUCUGUUUAGCGUUUGUGUGAUCGACCAUUGCGUUUAGUUAGUGAGAGAUCGGGUCUGACGUGUGACUGAGAGAGUGUGUGUAGAUGCUAAGUGUGCCGGAGUCAUAGUUUUAGCCGCCAGAAUUAGGUGAAGGAAAUCAAAGAAAAAUAUAAUUUGCUCUGUGUCAGACGUCAGGUAAAGCUUACGGUCACGCGGUCAGAUGCAUGGAGUCUUAUGCAGAGUGUCAUUGUUACAACCAACAACAACAACAAAACACACUGUCACGACAAUAAGUAACUAACUCUGUUCACUCUGUGCAUGAGGUUGUACUGUAUAGCUGUAUUUUGUGCUUUUGACAUCGAAAUAAAAGAGUCUUAUCGCCAAUAA
Molecule: messenger RNA, 3494 nt
Organism: Oncorhynchus nerka (sockeye salmon)
Lineage: Eukaryota; Metazoa; Chordata; Actinopteri; Salmoniformes; Salmonidae
Product: FXYD domain-containing ion transport regulator 6-like
Exons: 7
Coding region: 478-813 (111 amino acids)
Biological process (GO): regulation of sodium ion transmembrane transporter activity
Cellular component (GO): membrane
Molecular function (GO): sodium channel regulator activity
Source: RefSeq, a predicted model, not a curated record